Guyanagaster necrorhizus is the source of this 1570-nucleotide messenger RNA. RefSeq lists its product as uncharacterized. The record is from RefSeq and is a predicted model, not a curated record. Lineage: Eukaryota; Fungi; Basidiomycota; Agaricomycetes; Agaricales; Physalacriaceae. The transcript is spliced from 3 exons. The coding region runs from base 147 to 1292 and encodes 381 amino acids.
UUUUUUUCUCGUUUCUUCUCGUUUGCUAUUUUCAACUUGAAGGUGGCCGGUCUCUACUUCUCGGGAAUUCAGCGUGUCGUCUGAGUCGGCGCUGUUCCCCGGGUCCCCCCCAGACAAAAAAUCUGAUUGAACGGGCGUGCGCAAGCAUGACGACGGCGACUCAAAACCCUGUCACAGAUUACAUCCCACCAGAAAUCAUCGAUGCAAUCAUCGACUGUCUCUGGGAUGACAAGGACACCCUGCUCGCCUGUUCUUUCGUUUGUCGGCUGUUCUGCCCUCGGACGCGGGUACAUCUCUUCCACACACUAGGGUUAAAAUUCAACGGAGCCCUGAACAUCGAUCCCGGGGAUCCUUCCUUCAAAAGGGUUGUCGAAUACAUAAAGGAAGUAAAGCUCCAAAGCGUCGCCCAUGAUGUGCAAGACCUACCAGUAUCUUCCAUUACCUCAUUCCUUUCCUCUCUGCCAAACCUAGCCUCCCUUUCUCUCAUGCUCAUCUUCUUUCAAGACCCAUCGCACCUCCACUCCCUUAUCUCCCAUCUGCCCGGACUGACAGAUCUCGAUUUGAAAAACGUGUUUUUUAGCUGUCACAGCAUAUCGGAAGACCUAAGUUCCGAGUCUUUCGAAUUUCCGACGAUCAAGAGGAUAUCGUUAUAUGGGACAUUCUUCAAUGAAUCUAUCGUCGAAUCACUCUUUCACCGGGGAGACCUACGAUCAAUCUAUGUCGACUCUCUCCGUGAGCUCCACAUUUACUAUCCCUCGGCUGAAUAUCUUCCAUCCAUAUGCACCUUCAUCCGUGCGGCACCGAGCUCUUGGAAGAGUUUUGAUAUUCGUUUCCGUUACGGAGCUUAUACGCCCGGUUCGUGGUCAAGGUGGCCAGCUCACCCGACGCUCCCUCUGACCAUGUCAACUCUCCAUGUCGAGAUGAAAUGUGAUCUGUACUGCGAUUGGCAUAUCAGGGUCAUGAGGUGGUUGGUACAUUCUAUCUCGGGCGCGACAGAUCCCGUCAGGCUGGAGACGCUGACACUGACAAUCAUACCCCCAUAUAACCAUGACGGAGAACACGCGAACUGGGAAGACGAAGACUGGGCAGCGCAAUGGUCCAGCCUUGACCAAGCUCUCGCUCAUUCAGAAAUGUCGUCGUUUCGUCUUUUGAAGGUUGCAUUCAGACUGCGCCCUACAGACUUCAGUCCAUGGAGAGGACCGUACUCUAGAGAGUGGGUGAAAGGAAAACUGCCACUCUUGGAGGAGAACGAUAUGCUAGAGGUGAAUAUUAUCGAAAAUCAUAUAUUGUAGGCUUCUGCGAACAGCCUAAUCUAAAGAAGAUGAUCGCGACGCUUAAUCGGUGCCAUGAUUCACUAAUAAAUCUCUGCUUCUGCAACCUGCACCGACAAACAGGUCAGCAUCUCAUUUUGGAGAGCAAAAGCAGAAAGUUACCUCACAACUUCAUCGGUUCUCUCUCCAUAUCUUUGGCCUCCUCCCUCACGAUAGAAUAAGCCGUAAACCCGAUGGACCCAGCGAGAGGAACCCCAAUGUAUUUUAGCUUGAUAAUGAGUAACGAUGCAUAAAACGCG